AUGGAGGCCACAGCUUCCAGCACGCUGCACAUCACUUCCUCGGCCAUCUCACUCAUCACGUGCCUCGUCAUCCUCAUCUACCUGUUGCACCCCGCCUACAUGGGCAGCGCGCAGCUGUUUGGCCUGCGCAAGCCCGCCACAGCCUCCCCGCAGACGGACUGCCUGCUGGCAGUCAGCGAUGGAUGGUGGCAACGCACGCCCCCUGGCAUAGACAUUUCGGACCUGCCUCUCAACAUAGCUGUGCGGAACAAAACUGACGCGUUUCUCGCAUGGAAUGAGGUGCGGCAGCAGCCCGGUCGCCUGCUGGUGCGCUACUUUCACAACUGGGUUGCCAUGGCGCUAGGAGGAGAUAUCUAUGCCAAGGUGGACUCCAAUGCGCCGCAGUCUAAGCACAACAAGGGGCAAUACCUUGCAGCUCACAAUGUGACGCUGGCGAUCAACAUGACCCAUCUAGCCUCUGAGAUCCAGGGCUACUUGGAAGCAUGCUGCAGAUACAUGUAUGCCUGA
This is a messenger RNA of Chlorella variabilis, 507 nucleotides long. RefSeq names its product expressed protein. Lineage: Eukaryota; Viridiplantae; Chlorophyta; Trebouxiophyceae; Chlorellales; Chlorellaceae. The record is from RefSeq and is a predicted model, not a curated record. Bases 1 to 507 code for a protein of 168 amino acids. The transcript is spliced from 5 exons.